AUGAAACGAACAUCUAAUAUGAUUCAAAAUACGAAUAAGUCGAAUCCAAAACCGAACGUAACACUCGAAGGUAUAAUAGUGGCAGUAUCAGAUAUUUCUGAUAAUCAAACUGAGAAGAAAGGCAAAUAUUGGACAGCAUUACUUUGUGAUAUAAAUCAAAAUAUCAAUCGAAUAUCAAAAUACUUGUCAUCAAAAACAAAUUGUUCCCUUCAUGUAAAAAUGAUCGAACAUUUGAAUAAUCAACAUGGCGUUCGACUCAAUAAAUUAAAGCAUAAUGGUGAUAAUACAUAUUUUGCAACAAUUGAAACCAUUGCAACACCAACACUCUUAACAUUAACACCUUUAUGUACUAAAACCAGUACGAUUAAAAAUAUCGAAUCCAUGUCAGAUGGUGAACAUGUAUCAUUUGCAUGUAAAAUAAUCGAUAUUGGUUCUGAAAUACGUAUGACCUGGUUAAUUAUGAAUGCAAAUAGUUUUGAACAAGAAGUAACUCAAUUGAUUUUAUAA
Messenger RNA from Rotaria sordida, 507 nucleotides. NCBI's taxonomy places the organism in Eukaryota, Metazoa, Rotifera, Eurotatoria, Philodinida, Philodinidae. The record is from the annotation of a GenBank genome assembly.